Molecule: messenger RNA, 623 nt
Organism: Drosophila rhopaloa
Lineage: Eukaryota; Metazoa; Arthropoda; Insecta; Diptera; Drosophilidae
Gene: Chrac-16
Product: chromatin accessibility complex 16kD protein
Exons: 1
Coding region: 72-461 (129 amino acids)
Cellular component (GO): nucleus; CHRAC
Molecular function (GO): protein heterodimerization activity
Source: RefSeq, a predicted model, not a curated record
UAAAACAUACUGCUUGCAACCCAGCCCUGAUAAGACCCAAGCGAAGCAAACGAGGAAAGAACACAACAACAAUGGUCGAACCCAAGAUCCAGCCCGUGGAACGCCCGCCAAAUGCCGACACUGUCCUGCCCCUCAGCCGGGUGCGGACCAUCAUGAAGAGCUCCAUGGACACGGGCUUAAUAACCAACGAAGUGCUCUUCCUGAUGACCAAGUGCACGGAAAUGUUUGUUCGGCAUUUGGCGGGCGAGGCGUAUGCGGAUGCAUUCCGCCAACAACCGGGUGAAUCGCUCAAGUACGAGCACCUUUCCCAGCUGGUCAACAAGAGCAAGAACCUCGAGUUCCUGCUGCAGAUCGUGCCGGAGAAGAUCCGGGUGCACGAGUUCCAGGAGAUGCUUCGGCUAAACCGGUCUGCCGGCAGCGACGACGACGAUUCCGAAUCCGGAUCAGAAUCGGAUGAGUGACUGGACAAAUACAUAACAAUGGACCUGGAACUAGAUGACUUAAACUCCUCCACCGACUGAUUUUAACGCCCCCUAUCUCUUAGUUUAGGCUAGUCGAUAAGUAAAAGAUUGUGUAUAAACCCCUGAUUAAUAAAGAAGCAUAAGAGCAUUGUGUCCUCCAAA